AUGAGAUGUUCGAUUUGUGAUCGCUCAGCAGCGCCCACCAAGACGCUCUCCUCUUUGACGAACUCGCUUGGAUUUCUUGGUCACUACGUUUUGUUGUAUGCGUACAAUCCAGUGACUGACUCGUUUCUCAUGAAAGACCCGGCAACGGAUCGGCAGACUUGCGUCAUUUCAGGAGAGAAUCUUGACGAGGCUAGAUUGGCGUUUGGGACCGAUCAGGACAUCAUUUUUAUCAGUGAUCUAGAGGGAGAAACGGCUUCUUAUGCGUCGUCUAUGCAGGUCACCAGGGGAUGAAGCAUGUUGUGUUGCGAGUCUGAAGCACAUUUCAUACAUUCCAAAAAUGACAUUUUAGUAUGUGUGGCCAACCACACAAUCCCUCAUGAAAGGGAUCCAAACGUGAUGCUUCGUGGCGUCAACAUGCAUGAAAGGCGUUGUGCAUAACUUUGAGAAAGCUGUCGUCCUCAAUGCGGAUUUCACUUCGACUAUGAGUAUGGUCUCGACUAUGAGUAUGGUCUCCAGGACGGCCAACAUCGUGGGGAAGAGAGGCCCGUGCUCUCGUCAGCAUUGAUGUCCACAUUCACUUCAAAGAAGUCUAUACAGUGUCGAAGCGAGCAGAGUCAUGGUUCAUAUCAGAAGGGUACACUACCGUACGGUACACAUCAUGCUUUUAUCUGCAUCGGGGUUUCGGCUGAGAUAGAUACUGCCUAGUAUCUGUUCUACUCUUGUCGACCUCUAGCACUAGAGAUGCACAUCCAUUGAUCCUCUUGCUUACACGCUUGUGCACGUGCGCCCCUACGUACAACAUGACACUACUAAGAACAGCUGCUUUCCUUCGCAUGUUCGAUUCGCGCAGUUUCCUCGCUUAGACUUUCUGGUGAGAGGGAAGUUCGACUGAAUGAUACUCACGUUAUCAAGUUUGGAAUCUAGCGUUACUGCAUGCCGUAGUUACCGCAGAGCAAAGGCUCAAAAAAGACACCUCCACUUACGCGCACGAUGAAGAGAGGUGACCUUCGUUAGAAACAGUACAGAGUACAGAGUGCAGAGAGAACUCGCGAAGCCAAUCGGACGAGCCCAACAUCGUGGGAGAUGUUGAUCAGCGCAUCUUCUCAAAGGGAAACGAAUGUUUCCCUUUCAGAAGACAAAUAUUAUUUGUCUGGCGUCUUCAUUUCUGCGUUUCUACUCCCAUGGUGUUUCGUUUGCCUCAAUCGUUGAUACUGUUCCUCUGAUAUUAUUUCAAACCAAUCUCACUAACAGACCACAUUCAGAGGUGAGAGCUUACUUCAGGUGAUGGCUGUGUGUUGGCUUUGAAAAGAGAUGGACUCUGGAGGAGGAUGGGCUUGAAGAAUUAGACGUAGGAUACCUACACCAGCACUUAUGCAAGAGGAGGUACCAGCUGCUUUGGAUCGCAUGUGUGCUUUUUGUUGCAGUGUCGGUGCUUAGCUCGUCUGGUAUGCCGCAGAUGGGCCUGGGGCCAACUUUGUUCACUCCUGUGCAGUUUAAUCCGCUGCUCUACGUCAUGUGUUUGUUAUUGGAGUUGCACUUUUAUUUCUUCUCUGUUGCCGCGGUUGCGAAAACUCAUAUUACGUCUGGAUACUGCCGCCCAAUGCAAGUCCUUGUGCUUGUGCAUUACAGACAGCCUCACAAUGCGCCACCGCGUUCAAAUCCAGGAGGUUCGGCCCUCCUUCGCACCAUUUUGAUAUUGGUGUUGCUACAGAAUACGGAUAGCAACAGCUGCGCCUUUCAAAGAUGGAUGAAGAAUAAACCCUACAAAAUAGCCCCUGGUAUGGGCGCGCUAUGACUUCAAAGUCUUUCUCAACG
Messenger RNA from Chondrus crispus (carragheen), 1815 nucleotides. RefSeq lists its product as hypothetical. The transcript is spliced from 2 exons. The coding region runs from base 1 to 291 and encodes 96 amino acids. The record is from RefSeq and is a predicted model, not a curated record. NCBI's taxonomy places the organism in Eukaryota, Rhodophyta, Florideophyceae, Gigartinales, Gigartinaceae.